GGAAAUAAAAAACCAAGUGGAUUCUCGAUCUCGGCAAAGUCACAAUGUUGUAAAUGACACAAGUACAGAGAGGCGGGUCAUAUUAAUCAACAUUGAAAAGCUCAGACCUCUCGCAAAUCUUUAGAUAAGGACUAGACAAUACUUAACACAGAUUCUUCUAAAAGAAAUAUAAAAACUAAAUAACAAUAUGUUACGAAGCACUGCACCUGGAUUUAAAAGAAACAUCUGGCUGGGUCGACGGCAAUUCGGUGGCUGUAGCAAAUCUGGAAACUUGCUGCCCCUUUACAAGUGCGUAGCGUCCAAAAAACCGCUCCAACAGGAUGACUUGUACAAGGAACGCAUGACCAACAUAGUUGAAGGAGGCCUUCGUUACGCCUACGCGAAAGAACACGAACCCCAAAACGCGGAGGCGUACAAGUAUAAAAAGGUGGAGCCGUCGCAAGUUCGGGACGUUAAAGUCGUCGGAGCAGGCAUGGCGGGGCUGGCGAUUGCAUAUGAACUCGCGCAAAUCGGACAUAAUGUAACGAUUCUCGAAAUGCAAGGGCGCGCGGGAGGCCGGGUGAAAACCUUUUAUGAGUUCACGGAUGGACUACAUUGUGAAGGUGGAGCCAUGCGAAUUCCGCCAAACCACUACCUGACUCAUCACUACUUCCGCGCAUUCGACGUAAAGCUGCGGCCUUUUCAGAACUACCAACCAAAUGGUUACAUGUACCUCUAUGGGAACAAGAUUCGGAUGCAAGAAUUUCACAACCGCAAUAACGACUUCAGCAACGAGCAUUGGCCUGGUUGGGACGUCAACCUCAGCAAAGACGUGAAACAGAAGCUCGAAAUCAAAGGAAUAUUGGGGUAUUUCGACGCUACAAUUCAGCCAGUCAUAGACGAACUUGGCGAAAGUCCAACGCAGGAGGUUUGGGCAAAAUGGGUCGACAAAUGGAGCAAGUAUUCUACCGAAGACUUUCUUCGAAGUCAAACGUUCAUCCGACCUGAUGGUUUAAACCUUCAGCCAUGGCCUGAGCAAGCCAUUAAUGGAUACAAGGUGUCGUCUUACUCUCCGACGUUAAGUGGAUCAUUCGUGGCUGAUUUGAGAGAUAUUAUUGGUCAAUGGUGGGCUACCGACUUGCAGACUCCCAAGGACGGAAUGACUGCAUUGACACGAGGAUUUUUGGCGAGAAAUGUUGGGGGAUGGAAUAAAGAUGUUCAGCUGAGCAAAAAUCUUCAAUACGGAAUCAAAGUGGAGACCAUUGACCGGAAACAUAUUAACGAUAAAUUAAGACUGCAAGGAAUAUGCAAGGCAUCGGGACAAAACGACAAAACUUACGAAGCCGAUGCCGUUUUUGUAACGGUCCCUUUGAAUAUCCUUCGGCAGAUGGAUGUCCCAUUGCUAAGCCGCGAAAAGCAGCAAGCAAUAGCCGGGAUAACUUACGCGGCAUCCACAAAAAUCAUGAUUCAAUGCAAGCGACGAUUCUGGCAGGAUGAUGUCGGUCAAGGUGGAUUCAGCAAGUCUUCUGAUAUGAUUGGCCAGCUUCAUUAUCCGGAUUACGACGGCUCGAAUAUUUUGAAAGAUGAAAGAGGGGUACUGCUGGUGUACACCUGGGAUAAAGACGCACUUGCAUUCGGCUCUCAAAGCCAUGAAGAUGCAAUACAAUCGGCGGUGAAUGAGAUCAGCAAAAUUCAUCCCGAAAUGAAGAGAGAAGUCGAACUGGGCAACGUUCAAGCUUGGUACAGCGAUCCGGCGACUUUAGGGGCCUACGCGUCAUUAAAGCCGCACGAGUAUCUGGAACAUCUGCAACGUCUGUGGAAGUCCGAUCACCCGCUGUACCUUGCUGGAGAAGCAUUGUCCUGGAGCAAUGGCUGGAUACAAGGGGCAAUCUUCUCCGGCCUCUCGCAGGCAUUCUGUUUCCAGUCGCACAUUGAGGGACGGCCUGGUAGGUUGCCCUGGUGAAACGCCAAACAGCCUGAUAAAGGCCGAUUCUUUCCAUGACAUUAUGUUUAUAUGAAGUUGAUGUAGUCAUAUACAUUGCGUUUUAAUCACUUUGCACUAAAUUUACGUAUUGGAACAGUAAAUUAAGGAAAACAAGCAUCUCAUAAGGGUAUAAUGUUCAAAAGUCGUUUAAGAUUAUAUCAAUUACGUUAAAUUGUCAGAUUUCUUGGCUUCAGUAUUUUGAAUUAUUAUCAUUUUCUGUAGAAAUGUAUAUUAUUAUGAAGUUUUAUUUAAUAUAAAAGAAAGAUGUGUUCUGAAGAAACUUUCUUUACAAUGUGCAUGUUGUAUGUUUUUGUAUUGAUUCAUUUCCGAUGGUAUUUCAUAAGGGGCUUUUUUAUGAUUUUUGAAAUAUGGUCAAUGAUCAUAUACAUUUGUAUCGCUUUGUAAGUCUUGUUUUGUUAAAAAUAAAUUAUUUCACGGA
This is a messenger RNA of Dreissena polymorpha, 2402 nucleotides long. Its product is annotated as L-amino-acid oxidase BmooLAAO-I-like. The record is from RefSeq and is a predicted model, not a curated record. Gene Ontology annotation, molecular function: polyamine oxidase activity; L-amino-acid oxidase activity. NCBI's taxonomy places the organism in Eukaryota, Metazoa, Mollusca, Bivalvia, Myida, Dreissenidae. Bases 188 to 1942 code for a protein of 584 amino acids. Gene Ontology annotation, biological process: amino acid catabolic process. The transcript has 7 exons.